Molecule: messenger RNA, 894 nt
Organism: Microthlaspi erraticum
Lineage: Eukaryota; Viridiplantae; Streptophyta; Magnoliopsida; Brassicales; Brassicaceae
Source: the annotation of a GenBank genome assembly
AUGGAGCUUUGGAGCCAUUUGGGAAGUAGGAGUGUUGGAGACGUCAAGACGAAGAGCAACCAGGAUGUGAACCAGGAUCAGAAACCCGGAUCUACUUCUCUAGCCCGCGAUAGCGGUUUGUUUAGAGUCAAUGGCCAUCCAUCUGAGCACCCUCUUGAUCACAUAGAAAACUUUGAAGAAAUUUGCAGCACUACAAGAUCCAAUGGAGUCUCUGCUGACUACCUUAAGUGCAAGCUCUUUUCAUUCUCUCUUGGCGACAAAGCUUCAAGAUGGUUGAAGUCUCUGCCAGCUCACUCCAUCACCACUUGGGAUGAGUACAAGGCUGCAUUCAUCAACCACUUCUACACCAAACAGAGAUCAAUUUCUGUAAGGAAACAAGAUCUCCACUUUCGCCAAGCCAACAAUGAGUCUUUCUAUGAGGCGCUAGAUCGAUUCAAGGAGUACAUUAGGGACUGCCCUAAUCAUGGUUUCAAUGAAGGAAACCUAUGGAACAUCUUCUAUCGUGGCAUAGACCACAAGUACAAGCUUUCAUUGGACACAGCAAGCAAUGGAAACUUCAUGACCAAGACUGUUGAUGAAGCUAAGGUUCUUAUUGAGAAUCUUGCAGCUAGUGAUUGUAACAACUGUCCUGAUUAUGACCGCUCAAGCCGCACCACUACUAGCUCCCCUGAUUCUUUUCAAAUGACUGAACUCAAGAACAUGAUGGCUCAAGUUCUUAAGGGACAGCUCAAGCAUAUCAAUGCAAUAGAAGGGAUGAGUGAUGCUAAUGAAGAUUCAUCAAGAGAAUGCAUGGGAGAUUUCUCUAAUGAAGCCAAUGAAGAAGAUGUGAACUACAUUGGAAACUAUGGGAACAAGGGAUACAAUCCAAGCUAUCGCCCAAACCCCAACAUGUAA